AUGGCUCGUAUAACUGCAACAGCAUUGUUAGCUGGCUUUGUGGCAACAGCCGCGGCACGCCAGUGCCAGAAUCUCACAAUCCCAAUCAACACCUCGGCACGAAACGGCGUCUUCGAUUAUGCGGCACCGGAGACCAACAUCGACGUGACAGACUUCAUCCUGAACCUGGUGCAGCCAGGCCACAACCUUACCGCAGAGCUGCUACACGGCUAUGCCACUAUUUCGGGCAAUUAUAAGAUUGCAGCAACCUACUGCGAGCCGGAUGCCGGACCCGGAAACACGCUCCAAGUGUUGACCCACGGCAUCGGAUUCGACAGGUCGUACUGGGACUUUCCAGCCAACAACUACAACUACAGCUAUGUGAACCAGGCAUUGGACCGCGGGUAUUCGACGUUCGCCUACGACCGUCUUGGCAUUGGCGAGUCGUCCCAUGGCGAUCCUGUCAAUGAGAUCCAGUCGUGGCUGGAGGUCUCGGCGCUGAAGACCUUGACGACCAUGCUCCGGGAGACCAGCGUCCCGGAUAUCAGUACCAAGUUCUCCAAGAUCGUGCACGUCGGCCACAGCUUUGGCUCGAUCCAGUCAUACGGCCUCGUGGCCCAGGACCCUGCCAUAUCGGACGGCAUCGUGCUCACUGGCUUUAGCCAGAACUCGACCUUCGUGCCUCUGUUCGCGCUCGGCGGCAACUUCAUCCAAGCCAACAAGGUUGCUGCCCUGUCAGACUAUCCAAACGGCUACCUCGCUGCUGGAGAUGAGAGUGCUGUCCAGACCAACUUCUUGGCACCCGGCGACUUCGACCCGGCGAUCCUUGAGGCUGCCUACAAAACUGGCCAGCCUGUCACCGUUGGUGAAUUGCUGACCAUUACGGGUCCUGCUAGUGUACUCAAUCCUUUCCAGGGACCUGUGAUUGUUGUGACCGGAGACCGUGACAUUCCGUUCUGUGGUGGAAAUUGCACCGUUAGUGAACCGUCGAUUCCUGCUAUGGCGAAGCAGUUUUUCCCGAAAGCCAGUUGUUUCGAGGCCUUUGACGUUCCUGAAUCCGGUCACGGGCUGAACUUGGAAUACACUUGGCCGACCACAUACAAGACUAUCCUCGACUUUUUAGACAAGAAUGUCAACAUGAAAUAA
Molecule: messenger RNA, 1125 nt
Organism: Neoarthrinium moseri
Lineage: Eukaryota; Fungi; Ascomycota; Sordariomycetes; Amphisphaeriales; Apiosporaceae
Exons: 3
Coding region: 1-1125 (374 amino acids)
Source: RefSeq, a predicted model, not a curated record